Molecule: messenger RNA, 1579 nt
Organism: Brassicogethes aeneus
Lineage: Eukaryota; Metazoa; Arthropoda; Insecta; Coleoptera; Nitidulidae
Source: the annotation of a GenBank genome assembly
GAAAAGUGUUGACAGCUGAUUAUUUGUCAUGUAAUUUUUCUGAGGAUAUUUAUCGAUAUUAUUGUAAUUUAACGUUUUUUAAGUUUUUUUUAAGAAUAAAAAAGUGUUGAUUAUUAAAAAGAGUUAAAAGAUUCACUUGUGUGUAAAGUUGUAGUGUUUUACUACAAUCAUGUCUCACUAUAGUGAUGCUGAAGAUUCUUUAAAAGAUGCAUUUGAUGAAGGUAUUCGUAAAAGAAAAAGGUGGGAUUUGGAUACUGAAUCCAUAGCAUCAGAAAUUAAGGAUUUAUUAGAUGAAGAUGUGAAUUCUUUGGGAAUUUUCAUGUUACAGGUAGAGGAAGAAUGUAUAGGGUGUCCUCUACCUUCGACACCUGAAGAUGAAAACAUUUUGGAAUCGGAAAUGAGCGAUGUGCUCAAAGCUGCAGUUUUAGCAAAUUUCCCGAAUUUUUCAGGCGAUGAGUUGGACAUUAGUGCUUUGGCGCACAAUGCUGCAUCUCAAGCUGAACAUGUCGUACGAAAAAUGAUUCAGGCCGGCUGGUCGGUAUGCCAUUUCAGAAAUUUGCCUGCAUGGCUUCAGGACAACGAUUUUCUCAUAUUCGGACACCGACCGCCCCUACCUAGUUUCCGGGCUUGUUUUAAAAGUAUUUUUAGGUUGCAUACUGAAACCGCAAAUAUUUGGACCCAUUUGCUGGGUUGCGUCGCUUUUAUUGGUAUAGCAAUCUUUUUCCUAAUGAGACCAAUGAUGGAAAUUGAAUUACAGGAAAAAAUCGUCUUUGGUGCAUUUUUCGCAGGUGCUAUAAUCUGUCUGGGUUUUUCGAGUCUAUUCCAUACAUUAAAUUGCCAUUCUCAAUUCGUUGGCAAACUAUUUUCCAAGUUAGAUUACUGUGGUAUAGCUCUGUUAAUUAUGGGUUCUUUUGUACCAUGGCUUUACUACGGGUUCUACUGCCAUUUUAAACCUAAAGUCGUUUAUUUAUCGGUAGUCUGCGCCUUGGGAAUUACCUCUAUUAUGGUUAGUCUAUGGGAUAAAUUCUCUGAGUCUGGAUGGAGGCCUUUUAGAGCUGGCGUUUUCAUGACUUUCGGACUUUCUGGAAUAAUACCAGCUAUACAUUACGGAAUUGUCGAGGGAUGGUUUAAUACGGUCAGUCAAAAAUCCCUAGGCUGGUUGAUCCUCAUGGGGCUUCUCUACAUAAUGGGCGCAAUUCUCUACGCUCUUAGGGUACCAGAACGCUGGUUCCCUGGCAAAUUUGACAUUUGGCUGCACUCGCACCAAAUUUUCCACGUUUUCGUACUAGGGGGCGCCUUAGUGCACUACCACGGUAUAUCGGAGAUGGCCAUGCACAGGGUAACUAUAGGGCAAUGCGAAAUGGCGGACAACCCCAUUUAUUAAAUAAAUUUAGGAAAAUAAAAAAAAAUACUGAGUUUACCAUACACAUAUACCUACAAUAUUUUUUGGGUUUUUCCUGACCAACACUAUAAACCAAAGAUUGAUAUACAUAUAGUUUAAAUAAUUCAAAUAAAUAAAACGAAUUUAAUUUAUAAUUUUUUUAAAGGCUUAACUUAACUUAAUUUUUUUACAGUACAA